Molecule: messenger RNA, 1316 nt
Organism: Pipistrellus kuhlii (Kuhl's pipistrelle)
Lineage: Eukaryota; Metazoa; Chordata; Mammalia; Chiroptera; Vespertilionidae
Gene: FHL2
Product: four and a half LIM domains 2
Exons: 7
Coding region: 9-878 (289 amino acids)
Biological process (GO): negative regulation of calcineurin-NFAT signaling cascade; negative regulation of transcription by RNA polymerase II
Cellular component (GO): nucleus; Z disc
Molecular function (GO): transcription factor binding; transcription coregulator activity
Source: RefSeq, a predicted model, not a curated record
UUGUAUUUAUGGAGUUAAGGUCACUGAGGAGCCGGGUCAGGAUGGAGCGCUUUGACUGCCACCACUGCGAAGAGUCACUCUUCGGCAAGAAGUACAUCCUGAGGGAGGAGAGCCCCUACUGCGUGGGCUGCUUCGAGGCCCUGUACGCCAGCACCUGCGAGGAGUGCAGCAAGCCCAUCGGCUGCGACUGCAAGGACUUGUCCUACAAGGACCGGCACUGGCACGAGGCCUGCUUCCACUGCUCCCGCUGCGGGAGCUCGCUGGUGGACAAGCCCUUCGCCGCCAAGGAGGACCAGCUGCUCUGCACCGACUGCUACUCCCACGAGUACUCGUCCCGGUGCCAGGAGUGCAAGAAGACCAUCAUGCCAGGCACCCGCAAGAUGGAGUACAAGGGCAGCAGCUGGCACGAGACCUGCUUCACCUGCCACCGCUGUCAGCAGCCCAUCGGGACCAAGAGCUUCAUCCCCAAGGACGAGCAGAACUUCUGCGUGCCCUGCUACGAGAAGCAGCAUGCCCUGCACUGUGUUCAUUGCAAAAAGCCCAUCACCGCCGGAGGGGUCACCUACCGGGAGCAGCCCUGGCACAAGGAGUGCUUCGUGUGCACCGCCUGCAAGAAGCCGCUGUCCGGGCAGCGCUUCACGUCCCGGGACGAGUUUGCCUACUGCCUGGACUGCUUCUGCGACCUGUAUGCCAAGAAGUGUGCUGGCUGCACCAACCCCAUCAGCGGCCUCGGCGGCACCAAGUACAUCUCCUUCGAGGAGCGGCAGUGGCACAGCGACUGCUUCAACUGCAAGAAGUGCUCCCUGUCGCUGGUGGGCCGCGGCUUCCUCACCGAGCGGGACGACAUCCUGUGCCCCGACUGCGGGAAGGACAUCUGAGCGCGGCUCCGGCGCCCGCAGGCCCCCGUCCCCGCGGCCCCGUCCCCGUGGGGCAGCAGGGAGCGCCUCCUCGGGCCGCACCAGGCUUUCCUCUGCUUCUCAGCGAUAGUCACUAGUCACAUUGUGUAAACCCUCCCCCCUCCUACUAGCCCCAUCCUGGGAGGAGAAACCCUUAUGGAGACCUGAGAUGGGAAGAUGGUUGUCAGUUGUUAUAACCAAGCAAGGCAAAUCCAAGUGCAAACUUCCCGCUGAAUAUCUUUAUAAAUGUAUCUUCCUUUCACCGCAUAUUUAAUUUUAAGUGCAAUUAAGAUGUCAGGAACUUGGAAGUAAUGACAAGCUGGUCCCUACAGCUGUCACUUCCUGACGUGUGAGGCCCGCAGCGUGAUUGUAUGACUUGCAAUAAAGCUACCCAGCACUGAGUGGGAGUGAGCGCACAGU